GACAGACAGAAAGUGGCAGCAGAAGCAAGAAUGAGCGUGGAAUGCGCAGCUUCUAGGCAGAAGUGAUAACGUGCUUUUGCACGCGGCCGCUCGAGCGCAGUUUCCAAGAGAAGAUUCUUAUUAUCUUCUCCCGCCCUUACCUUGCUCACCUGCCUCCUCUGAUCUUCUUCUCCAUCUCGAUCGCAGUUGCUUAUAUUUUGACUGAGUGUUGAGAUCCAAUUGUGUCCUUGUUGUAUUUGAUCAGAGGGCUAUCUUUUACAAUGCGCCUCCUUUGCCUCUGAGCUGCCUUGAUCUACACCUCUCUCACGGCUACCACCACUCUAUUCUCCCCGUGCACCGCAACAAUGCCCGACCUCGCCCGCAUCAACUCCUCCAGCUCGAAAGAACAAUCCGCUGCCUCCGUGCACCAGCCCUCACCCAUCCCCACCACCAGCAUGCACGGCUUCGCCCUCUUCUUCACCUACAUGCAGCAGCCCUUCAGCGGCUUCAUCUUCGGCACGAUCUUUGGCUACCUGCUCGCAUGCUCCGCACCCGAUUCCUCAGGCUACGUCAGAUCCGCUCUCGAGCACCUGAUCUACACCGCCGUGCUCUGGUCUCUCGUCGGCCUGGGUAGCUACGUCGCGUACAAGACUCUCGUCGCCGGAUCGCCCGGAGACUCGUCCUCAUCGUCGAUGAUGUCGCCCCUACGUGAGCUCGCAAAAUUGCAGGACUUUGUGAGCAAUUUCCAGUCAGCGCCGAUGCCUGCUCCAAGCACUCCCUUCUCAGCGAGACCGUACCCGCACUACGCGGACGAGCUGGCUAAGAAAGACCGCAGCGCAUCGCCCAAGAAACCUACCUCGAGCCCGAUCAAAACCAAACCGGAACCCGUCCCGCGCGCUCUCAGUCUGCCGAUCGAGGACCGCACGCGCGGAAACAGCACAAGCAGUCGCCGCGACUCUACGCAGUCGUCCUUGUCUUCGUCACAGGACUCGGCAACGCUCUCGAGGAUCGACUCGUUGUCUAGCCAGUCCUCUGUCGCGACUACCGCCAGCGGAGGCAAGAGUCGGUCAAAAAGCAACUCGUCUUCACCACAGCGGCCACGGCUGAGAUCAAUUGACUCUGAACAGUCUUUCAAGCCGUAUGAUCCGCCACCGCACAAGUCUCCUCCGGGCCUCCGAUCCUCGUUUUCAUUCUCGCCUGACUCUACGAUUCGCGAGGACACGUCCGGCCACCGAUCAUUCAGCUCGUCAAACAUAAUGACGGUGAAAUCAGCCUCGACAGGUACAGCAACGACAUCACAUCGCACACGCGAGAAAAAAGAAAUGGCUAGCGUGCCUGCGACAGCGACCCGCGACCCAAACAGGUUCUCGCUCGUGGCGGCAUACAUCAGACCGGAUCGGGGAACGCUGCCGACGAAACUUUCGGGAAAGGGUCUCUCGUUGAGAAUUACGACCGAGGGACUACUCCUGGACGACGACGCUGGGUCAAAAGGCGGUGACUUGAAGGCCUGGAUGAUUGAAUCUAUCGAAUACGACAUCUCAAACAACCUAGUUAUGCGCGCAACGACACAAACUUGGCCUCCGAUCCAAGUAACCUACCUCUUCAAAGAAAGUGACUGCUUCAAGGCAACACUCGGUCUGCGCGCUCUCAAACGCGAACUCCAGACGCGCGGAAUCGAGGUCAAGGAGGUUAACGGAAGUAUCCUUUUGAAUGAUUUGGAUAGCUGAUAGUCUUUUCUUUGCAGCGGUAGUGUUUUUUUGUUCUGCGGUGGUUUGAUUGUCUGUUUCUUCGUUCCAUGUAGUUUGCAGCAUUUAUGGUUGAGUUUGUUUCUCGAGUCUGCAUAGUUGUGUUGGAGCGUUUGUCUCUUUUGUUUAGUUUUACCCCCUCAUUUGCUCAUUUUUGUCCAUUAUGAUUUCCAUCUGCGUGAUUAGGGCAUGAUCAUGGAGCAGCAAUCAGAUAGUAAUA
Messenger RNA from Myxozyma melibiosi, 1944 nucleotides. RefSeq lists its product as uncharacterized. The transcript has 2 exons. NCBI's taxonomy places the organism in Eukaryota, Fungi, Ascomycota, Lipomycetes, Lipomycetales, Lipomycetaceae. The record is from RefSeq and is a predicted model, not a curated record. The annotation marks the transcript as partial.